AUGUCCAGUGCCAUCUCCCAUAAUGCGUCUGGCGUCGUGCGGCCGCGCGCUAUCCCCCUGCCCAAGGCAGAUGUGAGUCUCACGCCGCCCGUGGUGGACAAGCUGGCUGCGGACACCAGUGGCCGUUCUACCCCGGUCCCCGAAGAUGCGCCCCCUUCAGCGCAUUCGAUCUCAACUGCUCGCAAGCAAGUGCGGGCUCGGAAUCGCCUCUUCUAUACGAUCGACUACGUACCCCGCGUGUCUCACUUUGAUCCCGAGAGCGACUACCAUAACUUCCGCGGCUUCUUCAUCCUUUUCUGGAUCUCUUUGUUUAUCAUGGUGGUCACCACCGUGUUGCGCAAUGUCAAAGAUACCGGGUAUCCGCUGCGAGUCCGGGUUUGGAGCUUGUUGAGCGCCAAUGUGUGGGAAUUGGCCAUAAGUGAUCUAGCCAUGGUCACGAGCUCCGCGCUUGUCUUGCCAAUGCACAAGCUGUACCGAAGCGGUCCGCGCUGGCUUCGUUGGGCUCGCGGUGGAGUGUUUCUGCAGAGUGUCGGUGAAGCAAUCUGGCUAGCUGUAUGGGUCAACUGGCCGUUCAUGCGCAUUUGGACCUGGACUGCCCAGGUGUUCUUUACCCUCCACCUGUUGACGAUUCUCAUGAAAUUGCACUCAUACGCUUUCUACAAUGGCCACCUAAGCGAGACUGAGUGCCGUCUUUCCGCUCUUGACAAGUCUGAUUCGAUGGCGCCGAGCUCUCCGGUUGCAGUUCAUUACCCAGACUCUUCCGGACGGCGGCUACCGAAGAAGCUGCAACAUGACGAGGACGCUCCCGCUGAACCGCUGAGCCGUCUGCGCGAAGAUCUGGCUACAGAGCUGACUUCUCCUCUCGGCAAUAUUUCGUACCCUCAAAACCUUAACGUAGCAAACUAUGUGGAUUAUCUCUUCUGCCCGACCCUGUGCUACGAAAUUGAGUAUCCCCGCCGAAGCCACCGGCGCUGGUCAGAGAUUACUUACAAGACCAUGGCCGUGUUUGGUUGCAUAUUCCUGUUGACACUGACAAGUGAGGAGUUCAUCCUGCCAGUCCUCAACGAAGCCCAUGCCCAGCUCGAAACGGUUACCAACAUGGUUGAUAAGGCGCUCGUCUUGGCUGAGACUAUCAGCAUGCUUCUAUUCCCCUUUAUGAUAACCUUCCUGCUGGUAUUCCUGGUUAUCUUCGAAUACAUUCUGGGUGCAUUCGCCGAACUGACCCGGUUUGCGGACCGACACUUCUACUCCGACUGGUGGAACUCGUGUGACUGGCUCGAGUUCUCCCGCGAGUGGAACGUUCCUGUCCACAACUUCCUCUUCCGCCACGUUUACUUCCCAGCCCGUACCUACUUCUCGAAGCCCAUUGCCAUGCUCAUUACCUUCUUGGUAAGCGCCGUUUUCCACGAGCUGGUCAUGAGCUGCAUCACAAAGAAGCUACGUGGAUACGGUUUCGUUUGCAUGAUGCUGCAACUGCCCAUCGUGGCAGCCCAGAAGUCUCGUUUGAUGCGGGGCCGAACGGUCCUCAAUAAUGUAUUUUUCUGGUUCUCAAUGAUUCUCGGUCUUUCGUUAAUGUGUGUACUCUAUGUCUUGUUCUAA
Messenger RNA from Penicillium atrosanguineum, 1599 nucleotides. Its product is annotated as putative sterol o-acyltransferase (APE2). Lineage: Eukaryota; Fungi; Ascomycota; Eurotiomycetes; Eurotiales; Aspergillaceae. Gene Ontology annotation, cellular component: endoplasmic reticulum membrane. Gene Ontology annotation, molecular function: ergosterol O-acyltransferase activity. The record is from RefSeq and is a predicted model, not a curated record. The coding region runs from base 1 to 1599 and encodes 532 amino acids. Gene Ontology annotation, biological process: ergosterol metabolic process. The transcript is spliced from 6 exons.